Molecule: messenger RNA, 3339 nt
Organism: Menidia menidia (Atlantic silverside)
Lineage: Eukaryota; Metazoa; Chordata; Actinopteri; Atheriniformes; Atherinopsidae
Source: the annotation of a GenBank genome assembly
AUGCAUGGGGGCAAGAGGGGGCUGGUGGCUCCGCAGAACACUUUCCUGGAGAACAUUGUCCGGCGCUCCAGCGAAACCAGUUUCUUGUUGGGGAAUGCACAGAUUUUAGAGUGGCCAGUCGUAUACAGCAACGAUGGAUUCUGCAAGCUGUCCGGAUACCACAGAGCUGAGGUCAUGCACAGGAGCAGCACAUGCAAUUUCAUGUACGGUGACCUCACAGAUAAAAAGACUGUAGACAAAAUCAGACUGACCUUUAACAACUAUGAGUCCAAUUUCCAUGAGGUGCUUCUCUACACAAAGAAUAGAAAACCAAUAUGGCUUUACAUGCAGAUUGCCCCAAUCAGAAAUGAAAAUGACAAGGUAGUGCUUUUCCUUUGCACCUUCAGAGACAUUACACUUUUCAAACAGCCCAUUGAAGAGGAGUCAGCCAGAGGAUGGACAAAGUUUGCUCGGCUCACAAGAGCCCUGACCAACAACCGCAACCUGGUGCAACAGUUGGCGCCGCUGAGUAAGGCCGAGGUCAGCCACAAGCCCUCCAGGCUGGCCGAGGCUCUUCAGCUCGGAUCAGAUAUUCUCCCUCAGUACAAGCAGGAGGCCCCGAAAACCCCCCCACACAUCAUCCUCCACUACUGCACCUUCAAGACGACCUGGGACUGGGUCAUCCUCAUCCUCACCUUCUACACCGCCAUCAUGGUGCCCUACAACGUCUCCUUCCGGACCAAGCAUAACAACUUGGCCUGGCUCGUGGUGGACAGCGUGGUCGAUAUCAUCUUUCUUGUAGACAUCGUGCUCAACUUUCACACCACUUUCGUGGGUCCAGCCGGAGAGGUCAUAUCAGACGCCAGCCUGAUUCGGAUGAAUUACCUGAGGACGUGGUUUGUCAUCGACCUGCUGUCCUGCCUGCCGUACGACAUUAUCAAUGCAUUUGAACACGUAGAUGAGGAUGCUGUCCCACAUGGCUCUCCUACAAGUCAUCUUCGAGACUUUUCACACUUCCACAGGAAUAGCACACGAGUAGAAGAUUCUCUUCUCCCAGGCCUCAGCAGCCUCUUCAGUUCCCUAAAAGUCAUCCGUCUGCUGCGUUUGGGCCGAGUGGCCCGGAAACUGGACCACUACCUGGAGUACGGGGCGGCCGUUCUGGUUCUACUGGUGUGUGUUUUCGGCCUGGUGGCCCACUGGCUUGCCUGCAUCUGGUACAGCAUUGGGGACUACGAGGUCAUUGACCAGACCACCAACAGCAUCAAGACGGACAGCUGGCUGUACCAGCUGGCCCUGAGUAUCGGAACACCUUAUCGCUACAACGCCAGCGGAACGGGCCAGUGGGAGGGCGGCCCCAGCAAAGACACCCUGUACAUUUCUUCCCUCUACUUCACCAUGACGAGCCUCACCACCAUCGGAUUUGGCAACAUCGCUCCGACGACAGAUGGCGAGAAGAUUUUCUCUGUGGCCAUGAUGAUGGUGGGCUCUCUGCUGUAUGCGACCAUCUUUGGAAAUGUCACCACCAUCUUCCAGCAGAUGUACACCAACACAAACCGCUACCACGAGAUGCUCAACAAUGUGCGGGAAUUCCUGAAGCUUUAUCAGGUUCCCAAAGGUCUGAGCGAGAGGGUCAUGGACUUCAUAGUCUCCACCUGGGCCAUGUCCAAAGGCAUCGACACAGAUAAGGUCCUCUCCAUCUGUCCCAAAGACAUGCGUGCUGACAUCUGUGUGCACCUCAACAGACAAGUGUUCAAUGACCAUCCUGCCUUCCGUCUGGCCAGCGAUGGCUGUCUGCGCUCCCUGGCUGUGGAGUUUCAGACCACACACUGUGCGCCCGGAGACCUCAUCUUCCAUAUCGGAGAGAGUCUCGAUACACUCUGCUUUGUUGUCUCCGGUUCUCUGGAAGUCAUCCAAGACGAUGAGGUCAUUGCAAUACUAGGCAAAGGGGACGUGUUUGGAGACGUGUUCUGGAAAGAGACCACGCCUGCCCGAGCCUGUGCAAAUGUGCGCGCCCUCACUUACUGCGACCUGCACGUCAUCAGGAGAGAAGCUCUAAUGAGGGUGCUGGACUUUUACACAGCGUUCGCCAACUCCUUCUCCCGCAAUCUCAUCCUCACCUGCAAUCUACGGAAAAGGAUCAUCUUCAGAAAAAUUGCUGAUGUGAAAAGAGAGGCGGAGCGCCAGCGGAGCGAGGUGGCCCUCUCCAUCCCCGAAGACCACCCGGUCCGCAAGCUGUUCCAGAGAUUCAGACAGCAGAGAGAUUUCCCGCCGCCCCGAGAGCCGAAGACCCUGUUUGACCACAACUGUGUCCAGGAGGAGCCGCAGCAGAGUCCCCACCCUGACGCCAACUGUUGCCCUCCGCUCCAGUCGGUGUCCGCUCAGCAGCCGGAGCAACGCUCCCCUGUGCCCAACAGCGCUCCCUGCCAGGGAGGGGGGGGGGGCGCCAGCGGCGGCCCCGGCCAGGCCGCCCCCCCGGAAGGGUUUGACCGCGUCCAAAAGGCAGAGCGCGCGCCGGCUGCGGAGUCUGAAUCGAGGCCCGGUGGAGAGAGCACCGGCGGGGAUGCCGGUCGGGAGGGAGCGGCGGGGGGGCCGCGCGGCUUCAGGGGGGCCCGGGGGUGGGCCAAGUUCAGGAGCAGCGCCCCCUCCGGGCAACAGACGCGUCCAGAGCAGCAGAAGCAGAGAGCAGACCAGUGGCUCACGCCGCCCAAGCCCCCCGAGCAGCCCGCCGGAGCGGCCCAGCAGGGCCCCCAGGCGGAGGGGGGCCCACAGGCGGAGGGGGGCCCACAGGCGGAGGGGGGCCCACAGGCGGAGGGGGGCCCACUCGCGGAGCAGGGCCCACAGGCGGAGGGGGGCCCACUCGCGGAGGGGGGCCCACUCGCGGAGCAGGGCCCACAGGCGGAGCAGGGCCCACAGGCGGAGGGCGGAGAGGCGGGGGAGGAAACGGGCGUCCUGCACAAAACCGACUCCUGCGACAGCGGCCUGACCAGGAGCGACCUGCGCAUCGACCGGGCCGGCAGCUCCCGCAGCUCCUUCGAGCGCAGCCCCAUGGAGAGAAGCCCCCUGGAGAGGACUCCCCCGGAGCAGGGCCUGGGGGUGUACGCCGAGGUGUCCCUCAGGCAGGCCUUCGUCCAGCCGGCGUCCGAGCAGGCCCUGCUGCAGGCCGCGCUGCACGAGGCCAAGCUGGAGCUGAAGGGGGACAUCAGCAGGCUGAGCAGCCGCCUGUCGCUGCUGGAGUCGCAGGUCAGCGAGAUCCUGCGGCUGCUGUCCAUGAAGCGGAGACUCUCGCUGCCCCCCACCGCCUCCAAAGCCAGAACGAAAAAUCAAGACUCGGUCGCGACCACGGAGGAGGAGCGUUUUUGA